AAUAGAUCCUUUGCAAACCCCUCCAAAAACUCCUUGCAACUCGUAUCGGACGAGACUUGAAUACAUUUAGAAUGAAAUCGCAGCAGAGUGUCGUUGUCCGGUAGCGGCACUUCAGCAGCGGUGCAGGUCACUGGGAAGGGCUUGCUUUCUACUUGGGAAUUUCUCCCUAGGCAUUUCUUCAAGAAGCGAAUCAUGGAAAUGAUGGAGAGUGUGUUCCAUAUGUACCAGAGAUUUAUUUCCAUCUGAAUUAAACAUCCACCACAUUUCCCAAAAUGGAUAAGUUUCGUAUGAUGUUCCAGAUGCUCCAAUCCAACCAGGAAUCUUUUAUGAAUGGGAUCUGUGGUAUCAUGGCACUCGCUAGUGCACAUAUGUACACUAUCUUCAAGUUCAGCUGCCCCUGUAUGCCAGAAUACAACUACACCUAUGGGAUCGGACUGCUCAUUAUUCCAUCCAUAUGGUUCUUCCUAUUAGGUUUUGUGUUGAACAAUAAUGUGUCGGUGCUCGCAGAGGAAUGGAAAAGACCCAUGGGGAAACGGAGGAAGGAUCCAACGGUCCUUCGCUACAUGUUUUGCUCAAUCACACAGAGAUCCUUGAUAGCACCUGCAGUGUGGGUGUCCGUCACGCUCAUGGAUGGGAAGAGCUUCCUCUGUGCUUUCAGCAUCAACUUGGAUAUUGACACAUUUGGGAAUUACAGUCUCAUGAAGGGGCUGUCAGAGACGGAGAAGAUGAAACUGCUGGCGAGGAUCCCGUGCGAAGAGCUAUUUGAGCAUCGGGAGAUUAGAGUGGCAGCAACGCUAUACAUCAUGUGUAUAUCACAGGCAUGUGGAUGGAUGUUUCUGCUCAUGAUGACCUUCACGGCCUUCCUGAUCCGAGCGAUUCGACCAUGCUUUACUCAAGCCGCCUUCCUCAAGACCAAGUACUGGUCUCAUUACAUCGACAUAGAGCGCAAGAUGUUCGACGAUACCUGCAAGGAACACGCCAAGAGCUUUGCCAAGGUGUGCAUCCACCAGUACUUUGAGAACAUCAGCGGGGAGAUGCGCAGCUUACACCACCAUCGUUCCGGCAAGGACGACAGCGACGAUGAAGACGAGGAUGAUAAGAGAAGUGACGAAGAUAAGCUUCUGGGUAUUAGGGCCCAGGAUGACAUGAAUAAGGUUUUAUGGAACUGGCACACCUGUAAACCGGCUCUGGCUCUGAGAAAGGAUCAAAUGGAGGGUGUGAACAAUGGCAAACUGAACGGAGAGGCCAACGGAGCGGCAAAUGGAUUUGUAAAUGGACACACCCCUGACGUGGAGAAAAGGGAAUGGGCAGUGUAUUAUAAUUGGAGGACAGAGGAAGUGAGGGAGGGCUGA
Molecule: messenger RNA, 1352 nt
Organism: Cottoperca gobio
Lineage: Eukaryota; Metazoa; Chordata; Actinopteri; Perciformes; Bovichtidae
Gene: calhm1b
Product: calcium homeostasis modulator 1b
Exons: 4
Coding region: 273-1352 (359 amino acids)
Cellular component (GO): plasma membrane
Molecular function (GO): monoatomic cation channel activity
Source: RefSeq, a predicted model, not a curated record